Papaver somniferum (opium poppy) is the source of this 1253-nucleotide messenger RNA. Its product is annotated as blue copper protein-like. Bases 225 to 986 code for a protein of 253 amino acids. NCBI's taxonomy places the organism in Eukaryota, Viridiplantae, Streptophyta, Magnoliopsida, Ranunculales, Papaveraceae. The transcript is spliced from 2 exons. The record is from RefSeq and is a predicted model, not a curated record. Gene Ontology annotation, cellular component: plasma membrane. Gene Ontology annotation, molecular function: electron transfer activity.
CAAAGAGAGAAUACGAUUUUUGUAAAUUAUACUCUAAAUUAGUCAUUUAGUGAAUAAGCUGGCAGUACUGCUCUGGCAACGAUAUCUGUGUACAAAUAUAACUACUCAACUCAUAUCAUUAGUACUCAGUACCUUUAUUCUUUCCUUCACACAAAAACCCAAUCUCCAAAAAGAGCUACUCUCCGAUUCCCAACACACCAACAGAAAGAAAAAAGAAAAAAACGAUGAAUCAGAGAAACAAUACUCCCCUGAUAUUCACAGUUAUCUCCAUCUUUUAUUUCUCUGAUCUUAUUUCUAGAUCUGUGCUAGUAGUUGAAGGUGCUACUAACCACACAGUUGGAGGAAAGUUGGGUUGGUACGAUAAUCUUAUGAAACCUGAUGUCAAUUAUCAAAAAUGGGUAUCUGGUAAAGAUUUCAGCUUGGGAGAUUUCCUCUUAUUCAACACUGACAGUAAUCAUUCGGUUGUACAAACCUACAAUGUAACAACAUACAAACGUUGCAAUUCCGACGAUGCUGAAGUAGAUGAUACAACAGAAUGGUCAUCUGCAGAUCCUUCUUCGACUGCACCAUUACCCGUCACUGUAGCGAUUCCAUUAACGAAAGAAGGCAUGACAUAUUUCUUUUCUAGUGAUUACGAUGGUGAACAAUGUAAACAUGGACAACAUUUCAAGAUUAAUGUAUUACACGGAUCUGGAUUACCGCCAAGUAUGAAAACACCAUCAGCUUCGGAACCAUCACCUUCUCCUACAAAAAGUGCGUCUGGAGAUGACGAUGAUGCUGAUGAUUCAACGCCUAAUCCAGAAACGGUUGUUUCUUCAAAUUUUAAUGACCCUAAACAAAGCACGGGUAACAGUACUGAUGAUGCCGAUAUUAAAGAGAGUUCCAGCUCGGUUUCUAGAACAAAGAGAGGGAGUUUCAUAGACAUGAAAAUGGUCGCAGGAAUUUUUCUUAUGGUAAUACUUGGUGGGUUUUCGGUGGAUAUAUAGUUUGUUUGUUUGAAUCGAUCUUAUACUUAUAGGGGUUCCACAUUCAAUUUAUGCUAUUUAGUUUGAUUUUUUUUAUAGUGUUUAAUCCUUUGAAUGUAAUAAGUUUUUAAUAAGAAAUGAUGAGUACUUCAUGAUUUAGUUUAAACUAAUGUUGUGUCGGAUUCCGGAGAAAGGAAACAAUUCACUGGAAAGUAUACCCCAUGAAAUCAGUAUCAUGGAGAUGCAAAUAAAGAUUUUCCAUGGAGUGAAGUUAAAUACCUAUUUUAG